UGCGUGCGCAGGAUCUAUUGGCUGACGUGCUCACGCGCCUGACACUGGGCUGCUCCGCUGCUAACUCAGUGGUCUGAAGGAUCCUGCAGAGCUGCGGAGAACAUUACAGCCGGUAAACACCAUGGCGGCCCCGAGCAGCGUCUUCUGUCGCUUGUUACACACACACAACUCUUCUCCUCUGAGGAAACUCUACCUGCAGCUCGCGGGCAGCAGCAGCAGCAGCGCGCGGCGGCCAUACUCGCACCAGGAGACCGAAGUUGAACUUGGAGAGUCGCAUGAAGCAGCUGCUGCUGUCGCCAACUUCAGCCCAGCGGUGAAAACCAACCGGAGACAGGAGCGACUGAGAGACGACAAUUUCCUUCCCUUCUCAGCAUUCUUGACCGACAACUUUGGCCGGAGGCACAGUUACCUACGUAUCUCCCUGACAGAGAAAUGCAACCUGCGCUGUCAGUACUGUAUGCCAGAGGAGGGGGUGAAGCUUACACCACGGAGCCAGCUGCUGUCCACCUUGGAGGUCCUGACCCUGGCUCGCCUCUUUGUCCAGGAGGGGGUGGACAAAAUCCGCCUCACUGGAGGGGAGCCCCUCAUCAGACCUGAUGUGCUGGAAAUCAUUGCAGAACUGAAGAAGCUGGAGGGCCUGAAAACCGUAGCAGUAACAACCAAUGGCAUGAACCUGGCCAGACUUCUGCCUAAGCUGAAAGAUGCCGGCCUUGACCUUAUCAACAUCAGCCUGGAUUCACUGGUCCCCGCCAAAUUUGAGUUUAUUGUCAGGCGGAAAGGGUUCCACAAGGUUAUGGAGGGCAUUGAUAAGGCCAUUGAAAUGGGCUACAACCCUGUCAAGGUCAACUGCGUGGUCAUGCGAGGCGUCAAUGAGGACGAGCUGCUAGAUUUUGUGGCGCUGACAGAAAAGAAGCCUCUGGAGGUGCGCUUCAUCGAGUACAUGCCCUUCGAUGGCAACAAGUGGAACUUUAAGAAGAUGGUGAGUUAUCAGGAGAUGCUGGACCGCAUUAAGCAGCAGUGGCCCAAACUGGAAAUGCUUCAAACUGGACACACAGACACUGCCAAGACAUUUAAAGUAGAAGGCUUCAAAGGUCAAGUGGGCUUCAUCACCUCCAUGUCUGAACAUUUCUGUGGCUCCUGCAACCGCCUGCGCAUCACUGCAGAUGGGAACCUCAAGGUGUGUUUGUUUGGCAACUCUGAGGUGUCUCUUAGAGAUGUCCUGCGUUCUGGAGCCUCACAUGAGGAGCUACUGCAAAUCAUCGGAGCAGCAGUGGGCAGGAAGAAGAAACAGCACGCAGGCAUGUUCAGUAUCUCCCAGAUGAAGAACAGGCCUAUGAUCCUCAUUGAGACUUUGACAGAGUCUCUGACGAACUCACAUGACAGUCAGAGGGCGUCCUCCAUUGUUCUCCAGCUCGCAAACGACACACUCCCCUCUCAAGCAACGGCUCCUCACAAAGCUCUUCCAGGCAGCAGAGUCCUGAGUAGAGAGCGGUUUUUGUGCCUUUCAGAUCGCAUCGCUUCAACACCAGCAGACAAUGUUGGCUGCUCUAGAACCUUAACAAGUGGGGGAACCCAUUUGUGGAGAGAGAAAGAAAAACCUAAUGUGACAGACAACCUCCACAGUGUAGCACCGCACCACCGCACCACACGCACAACUGUCACAGGCAACAUUGAUGAAGACUGUCUCAGGUAUGCACAAGCCAGGGGUCCUAAAGCUUUGAAGAGCCACGUACACAGGACCACAGGAAUAUCGAUUUUUUGCACAUUGAUGAAUCCCAAAAUAAAUCUUAACCAUCGCAGUGUUCGACUGUGCCUCAAUCACAACUCCAGCCAAGACCCCAGCGCCAAACUCAGACAAUCUGUGAGUGGUCAGAACAACACUCACCUGGAUGGAACCACAGAGGCCCAGCUGACGCACACAGACGCCCAGGGCCGAGCCACCAUGGUGAACGUUGGGGGGAAACUUCCCACACGUCGAACAGCCACGGCACGUGCCACUGUCGUCUUAGGUCCCACUGCUUUCCGGCUGCUUCAAGAUAACCAGCUGGCGAAGGGUGACGCCUUGUCUGUGGCGCAGUUGGCCGGCAUCAUGGCUUCCAAGCAGACGUCAGCCCUCAUCCCGCUCUGCCACCCGCUCCCUUUAGACCACACCUCUGUCACCUUUGACCUGAAGGAGCUGCAGAACACCGCGGUCAUCACAGCAAUGUGUAGCACCACAGGCAGGACCGGAGUCGAGAUGGAGGCUUUGACGGCUGUGUCCGUGGCUGCGCUGACCAUCUAUGACAUGUGCAAGGCAGUCAGCCAUGACAUCAUCAUCACAGAUGUGAAACUGGUCAGUAAGACGGGCGGGAAGAGGGACUUUCAUCGACAGCCUUGACCACCUCCUCCAACAGUGAAUCUGACGCAGGAAAGAAGCUUCAAAACGAUUGAAUUUUCACUGGGAUCAUAAUAGCUUUAUAAGAAAUAAAAUGAAUGCCAUGAAAAUGAUUUGAAAUAAUCUCAAAGAAAUGCCACAUUCAAUAUUUUUGCCUCCAUCUGCUAAACUCUGCCUAUAGCUCACUGGAGAACCAGUCAUAUUGGACCAGUUUAGUUAUUAGAUCUUACACUUACCAUGGACUGUGUCUAAAGAGGGACAUCGCGUCACCACUUCUUCCCACUAAGCAGAAAUAAAGUUAAAACAUCCCAAAUACGAACAUCACCAUGUUGCACAUUUGUAGUCGGGAUGGUAGCAAGGUCUUGCUGAUACACAAACUCCACCAAUCAUGAGUCAGUCCCAGCUGUCAGUCAUGAUGUUGGCCUGUUUUCAUAUCGUCAAAUAACUAAUUCAAACCAAACUUAGCAAAAGAAAAUGCACUUGAACAAACAUCAGUGUAAUUAGAACUUAACUUUGACUUCAGUUUGGUUCACACCCCAUCCACUAACAUGGAGGAGGCAUGGUUUAUCAUACUGCAGACAGCCACUAGAGGGCGAUGACGAUGCUUUGGCUUCACUUUUGGGGAGCUGUGAUGUCGUCCGCCUUUAUACACAGUCCAUGCUCUUCUCACACUAAAUGACUCAUGUUAUUCAAACAGUAUUACUUUUAUCAUGUAUCUAACAGUGUUAAGCUAAUAAUUCCAGUGUCAUACAUGAGAUAAUAUUUAUUUUAAUACAUUAACUGUGCAACAGGUGGAGGGUUUAGAAUAGAUGUAGGGCUGCAAUGUUUCUGUUUGACUCUAGAGGGCAUUGUAGUAUCGCUUUAAAAAGCCUCUGGGAGGUUUUCAGUGAAGAAAAACGACAUGAAUGUUGAAGAUGAUUUAAUUAUGGAGGUCGACAAAGAAUGAAGUAACAACAGAGUGAUGAGAGAUGUUUCUGUGUCCUGGCUGUUUUUCUCAGGUUUGUGUCAAACAUGUCUUCCUCUCAGUAGCUGCUGGAAUUAACAGAAUGUUUUUGUGACUUAAUUAAUUUGUAUACGUGACAUGAAUCUUCUCAGUUUUUGUCCGUGACACUAAUCCGUAAAGAAAUUGUCUCAACUUGAGCAUUUAAUCAAAUGUCAUUCUAUUUCUUUGUUUCAUUCUACCUCUGUAGUAAAAUGUUAAUGACUAAUAUGACAAAUAACCAAUUACACUGCCUAAGAGAGAGUGUAAUUAAUGUUGUUUGUUGAUUUAAUAUUGGCUCAGCAUGUAUAGUAUAAUGAUAUGAAAAUGAGUGAACAGCCUGAUGCAGCAUGUCACUUUCAUUUUGUCACAGUUACUGUAGAAAGUGCAGAACUCAAUAUUGCAAUUUUUGUAUUAUAGCUUUAUUGCUUCCAGCUCACUUAAAUAGACCGCUCUGUUUUGAAAGAAUUAAAUACAAACUGUAAGCCA
Paralichthys olivaceus (Japanese flounder) is the source of this 3842-nucleotide messenger RNA. It is a transcript of the gene mocs1, whose product is annotated as molybdenum cofactor synthesis 1. The record is from RefSeq and is a predicted model, not a curated record. Gene Ontology annotation, molecular function: metal ion binding; 4 iron, 4 sulfur cluster binding; GTP 3',8'-cyclase activity. Lineage: Eukaryota; Metazoa; Chordata; Actinopteri; Pleuronectiformes; Paralichthyidae. Gene Ontology annotation, biological process: Mo-molybdopterin cofactor biosynthetic process.